AUGCGCGGGGGGGGCCCUCCUCGCGGCGCGUCGGGCGGAUGGCGCACGCGCAGCAGGCGGGGGGGGAGCCGCCCAUUGAUGCGCGUGCGCAAUUGGGGUGGGUUUCAGUUCCGGGGUGGCGGCGCGUCUCCUUCCGGGGCCUCCCUGGCGCGUUUGGCGGCGGUCUGCGGCGGGGCGGCCGGGGGGCACCAUGGUGAGUGCGGGGCCUCGGCUCGCAACGCGGAGAAGGCCAUGACGGCCUUGGCAAGAUUUCGGCAAGCUCAGCUUGAGGAAGGAAAAGUUAAGGAACGAAGACCUUUCCUUGCAUCAGAGUGUAAUGAAUUGCCUAAAGCUGAGAAAUGGAGGCGACAGAUCAUUGGGGAAAUUUCCAAGAAAGUGGCACAGAUUCAAAAUGCUGGAUUAGGUGAAUUCAGAAUUCGGGACCUGAAUGAUGAAAUAAACAAACUUCUGAGGGAGAAAGGACACUGGGAAUUCAGAAUAAAGGAGCUAGGAGGUCCUGAUUAUGCUCGGAUUGGACCAAAAAUGUUAGAUCAUGAAGGAAAAGAAGUUCCAGGGAACAGAGGUUACAAAUAUUUUGGAGCUGCAAAGGAUUUACCGGGAGUUAGAGAACUUUUUGAAAAGGAACCCCUCCCACCACCUCGGAAAACUCGAGCUGAGCUUAUGAAAGCCAUUGAUGCAGAAUACUAUGGUUACAGGGAUGAAGAUGAUGGUAUUCUGGAGCCACUGGAACAAGAACACGAAAGGAAAGUUAUAGCAGAAGCAGUGGAAAAAUGGAAAAUGGAGAGAGAAGCACGACUUGCAAGAGGUGAAGAGGAGGAGGAGGAGGAAGUAAAUAUCUAUGCUGUCAACGAUGAUGAGUCUGAUGAGGAAGGUGGCAAGGAAAAAGAAGGUGAAGAAGGCCAACAGAAAUUUAUUGCACAUGUUCCAGUGCCGUCUCAACAGGAGAUUGAGGAAGCUCUUGUACGGAGAAAGAAGAUGGAGCUUCUUCAGAAGUAUGCCAGUGAAACCCUCAUGGCACAGAGUGAAGAAGCAAAAACACUUCUAGGAUUGUAACAUUGCACCAGUGUGUCCUGGUUUUUAUAUAAUCCAUCUUAAAGCACCAGGUUUAUAUGUUCUGGUAGCAAUCAGUUUUAGCUCCGAAUGUCCCUUUGGAUGUUAAGAG
Nipponia nippon (crested ibis) is the source of this 1162-nucleotide messenger RNA. The record is from RefSeq and is a predicted model, not a curated record. NCBI's taxonomy places the organism in Eukaryota, Metazoa, Chordata, Aves, Pelecaniformes, Threskiornithidae.